AUGUCUACUCCAGCUCAAGCUCAAGGUGGUGAAGUUCCAACUUUCAAAUUAGUCUUAGUCGGUGAUGGUGGUACCGGUAAGACAACUUUCGUUAAGAGACAUUUGACUGGUGAAUUCGAAAAGAAAUAUAUUGCCACCAUCGGUGUUGAAGUCCAUCCUUUGUCUUUCUACACCAACUUUGGUGAAAUCAAAUUCGAUUGUUGGGAUACUGCCGGUCAAGAAAAAUUCGGUGGUUUAAGAGAUGGUUACUAUAUCAAUGCUCAAUGUGGUAUUAUCAUGUUUGAUGUCACUUCCAGAAUCACUUACAAGAACGUUCCAAACUGGCACAGAGAUUUAGUUAGAGUUUGUGAAAACAUUCCAAUUGUCUUAUGUGGUAACAAGGUCGAUGUCAAAGAAAGAAAAGUCAAGGCCAAGACCAUCACUUUCCACAGAAAGAAGAACUUACAAUACUACGAUAUCUCUGCUAAAUCUAACUACAACUUUGAAAAACCUUUCUUAUGGUUAGCUAGAAAAUUGGCUGGUAACCCACAAUUGGAAUUCGUUGCUUCUCCAGCUUUGGCUCCACCAGAAGUUCAAGUCGAUGAACAAUUGAUGCAACAAUAUCAACAAGAAAUGGAACAAGCUACUGCUUUGCCAUUACCAGAUGAAGAUGAUGCUGAUUUAUAG
Henningerozyma blattae CBS 6284 is the source of this 666-nucleotide messenger RNA. It is a transcript of the gene GSP1, whose product is annotated as Ran GTPase GSP1. The coding region runs from base 1 to 666 and encodes 221 amino acids. Gene Ontology annotation, biological process: ribosomal subunit export from nucleus; protein import into nucleus. The transcript has a single exon. NCBI's taxonomy places the organism in Eukaryota, Fungi, Ascomycota, Saccharomycetes, Saccharomycetales, Saccharomycetaceae. Gene Ontology annotation, molecular function: GTP binding; GTPase activity. Gene Ontology annotation, cellular component: cytoplasm; nucleus. The record is from RefSeq and is a predicted model, not a curated record.